AUGUGGAGAUUGUCUGAAAUUGAUAGAACAGAUUUGUCAAAGUCGAAGAGGUCGCCUUUGAGGGCAUCUUAUAAUCCUGUUUUUAUAUUGAAAUUAAAGGAAGGUGUUGGUGUUAAUAAGUUGGAAGCUAAGGAGUCAAUACAUCACACUUCAGAUAGGAAAUAUCUUGAUAAUUUUAUAAGUUACAUAAUAUUUUAUGGAAAUCGGACGACACAAUGUACGAGUGGACAUUCGUUGAUAAAAACUUUAAAUUCAACGAUGGAUCCAUUGAGAGUUCAACUCAGCCUCGAGAAGGAAAACAGAACAAUGAGAGUUAACACAAAUGAAAUAACAGAACAUCAGCAAACAUUUAAUGAAAAAUGUAAAUUAAAUACUUUUAAUGGUUAA
Molecule: messenger RNA, 387 nt
Organism: Clunio marinus
Lineage: Eukaryota; Metazoa; Arthropoda; Insecta; Diptera; Chironomidae
Source: the annotation of a GenBank genome assembly